AUGGUGCAACCCUCCUCACCGCCCUUUGACUUGUCUCGACCUGCCUUCCAGGCUAUAGCCAAGUACAGAGCUGGAAUUGUACCUAUUCUCUACAGAAAGGUGACAUGCAAGAGAAGGGGAGGCUUCAGAUUUACCAUCAAUGGAGGGAGCUACUUUGAGCCGGUGCUUAUAUCAAAUGUCGGGGGAGCUGGAGAUCAGAUCUCUAAGGCAUGGAUCAAAGGGUCUAAAUCCAAUAAAUGGGAAGCCAUGACAAGAAAUUGGGGUGCCAAUUGGCAGGGCCUAAGCUAUCUAAAUGGUCAGAGCCUGUCCUUCAAACUCCAAACCAGUGAUUGGAAGAUCGUAACAGCCCUCAACGUGGUUCCCUCAAACUGGGCAUUCGGGCAGUCCUUCAGAAGCAAUGUUCAAAUUCACGCAUAG
Messenger RNA from Populus trichocarpa (black cottonwood), 417 nucleotides. RefSeq names its product putative expansin-A17. The transcript is spliced from 2 exons. The coding region runs from base 1 to 417 and encodes 138 amino acids. The record is from RefSeq and is a predicted model, not a curated record. Gene Ontology annotation, cellular component: extracellular region. Gene Ontology annotation, biological process: plant-type cell wall organization. Lineage: Eukaryota; Viridiplantae; Streptophyta; Magnoliopsida; Malpighiales; Salicaceae.